UAUUUGAUCCAUCCAGAUGUUGCCGAACACAAUCUCACACAUCUGCCUGCUGACCUCGCUGCUGCUGCUCGUCUCUCCUCUCAGCUGGAGCUUCGACGACCUGACGCCAGGAUGUCACCUGUAUCCCUUCAACGUGACGAUCCGCAGCGACCGCCGAGGCACCUGCAAAGGCAUGCACCAGGUCUACGCCUGCGUGGGUUACUGCGAGUCCAGCGCCUUCCCGUCCAGGUACUCGGUCCUGGUGGCGUCCAACUUCACGCACAACAUCACCUCCGCGUCGCGGUGCUGCACCAUCAGCAAGGACGCCAAGGUCAAAGUUCGCCUGGACUGCCCUCGAGGUCGUCACCACGAUGAAAUCGAGAUCCUGACGGCGAAGGCGUGUCGCUGCGACAUGUGCCGCAAAUCCCGCUACUGAUGACGGAAUAA
Messenger RNA from Austrofundulus limnaeus, 426 nucleotides. RefSeq names its product glycoprotein hormone subunit alpha 2 (gene gpha2). Gene Ontology annotation, biological process: cell surface receptor signaling pathway. Gene Ontology annotation, molecular function: hormone receptor binding; hormone activity. The coding region runs from base 17 to 415 and encodes 132 amino acids. The transcript is spliced from 3 exons. The record is from RefSeq and is a predicted model, not a curated record. NCBI's taxonomy places the organism in Eukaryota, Metazoa, Chordata, Actinopteri, Cyprinodontiformes, Rivulidae. Gene Ontology annotation, cellular component: extracellular region.